AUGGCGGCGGUCGCGGAAGGAGUGAAAUUGAACUGGAAUUUAUCCACUGAAGAGAUCUUAAAACGAACGGACGAGCUUAUCGAGCGUUCUAGCAAAGUUUACGAUGCUGUCGGUGCGCUGAAACCUGAGGAACUGACGUACGAAAACUGCUUGAAGGUAAAAACGUGUUUACCAACUGCUUUGUCUAUCCAAUUUUUUAUUUCUUCCCGUGGCGCACGAACUGUCCACGUGCUGCAAUCUCUUUUGAUUCUUUAAGAGUGAGUUUUGAGCACAUGAACGGUUGCGUGUUGUUGUUUUGCAAGCCUGACCGCACAAGUGGUUCUUUUGUUGGAAUAUUUCGCAACGACGUACUAAAUAUGGGCAAAUUUAGUUGUUUUUUUUAACACAUCGUGAUGUUCACACCAAACUGCAACUUUGAACUUUUACUUUUGCCUUCUAACGCGUGAUAUGAAAUUUGACUCUUGCGUUAAAGAUGGUAGACUGAUAUAACGGUGAUAGUUGUGUACAGGUAGUAAUAAUCUGCAAAUUAAAAGGAAUUGUGACCUUAAUGAAACUAUUGUUUUCUGUUGUCUAGGCGUUAUCUGAUGACACAGCUGAAUAUCAUACUGCAAAAUCCAACCUGGAUUUUCCUCAGCACGUGUCCACAGGUAAAACAAUAAAUCUCAUUAUUAUUCAUUCAAAAUAAUUCCCCAAUUCUGAUUGGCUAAAAGCACACGCAUACUGUAUUUAUUCGAUUAACCCCCCUGGGCGCUUAUUAAAUUUUUGGACCUUGAGAGUGGGUGCUUAUUCGAGGUGGGCGCUUAUUCGAAGCUGGGCGCUUAUUAAAUUUUCACCAUUUUCAGCAAGUGAAGUACAGUCGAACCCCGCUAUUUCGAAGUCCCAAGGGAAAUGGAAAAAAGUUCGAAAUAGCAGGGCUUCGAAAUAACCGAGGAAGCGUAAAGGGGAAGGGUAAAUCCAAGGGCAUUCGAUCUUCCUUCGAAAUAGCGGGGACUUCGAAUUAACCGAGUUCGAAAUAGCGAGGUUUGACUGUAUGUUUAUUUUGCAACAAAACAAUAAAUGCUAAUAACAAAACGCGAAGAAGUAACAAAGCAAGGUUUCUGUAAAAUACUCUGAAGAAAACUCCGUCCUCGGGGAAGUCUCUUAUUAGAAUUUAUUCACUCAAGUGGGUGGGGUGGGGGUGAGCGCUUAUUUGAGUUUGAUUGGGAAGAGGAGGGGGUGGGCGCUUAUUCGAGGUGGGCGCUAAUUCGAGGCUGGGCGCUUAUUCGAAUAAAUACGGUAAUUCACCAUAACCAGUUACUGAUGACCAAAUUUGGAAGAAUUAUUUUUGUGUUUAAUGAGGAAGUGACGUAAAAAAUGCAGCCUUCCACAGGUUAAUGCACCAUUAACCGAGAAGACCUGGGGAUGAGGUUGAGUUGAAACUAAAAUGGCAGACACUUCACUCGUUUCAAGAGUAAGAAAUACAGCUGGAACUAGGCGAAAUAAUGGCUUAAAAACAUGGCAAAAACAGCAAGAAGACAACUCGGAGGGUGACAUCUGCUAUUUGGAGAAUAUUUGGGGGGCUGGACAAACCCAAACGUACACUAUCGAAGAUAAACUUAACAUCGAUGAAGGUAAGCAUGUUUUAGCUAUAUUUUUAAACUAGGAAUUAUUUUGAGGCCUUCGGCCUCUCUGGAUAACACCCUCCUCAAUCUGCUUAAUUCUUCAUAUCCUACUCAGCCUCAUUCAUUAAUUGCUAAUUGAUCCAAUUUUAGGGACGGUUCAUUAUUUAUGAGGAUGACCGGGUCGGGAAAAAAAUAAUAGCUUUCCUCUUUCUUUCUAAAGCCCGCCCAAAAGGCAUUUUGUUUUUUCGUAGCCCGUUCAGUAUUUGGGUCAAAUUUUUCAAAGCCCGUUCAAAUUGAAGUGAGUACCUUGUGAAAAUCAUUCAAUGUUUAUUUACGACUAGAGCAACUAGUGCAUGUUUGGAUCAAAUACACAACUGUUCGCCGUUCGAGUCAGCAAACGGCUAUCAAACGAGUUCAGCGAUUAAUACAAACAAUAAUUUAUUAACAUCUGUGAAAAGUGCACGUUAACAAAUGCCAUCCAGCUUGAGGCAUUUCAUCGUUUGCCAAAUAUUUUAUAUAACUCCCUCCUUUUUUUGAGGAAGGAAGGUUUUUUGCCGAAGACACGGUCAAGAUAGAUAAACGACUCGAAAUCGUGCGUGAGAAAGUAAAAACUUUUAAAGGAUAUACUUCUGCUUCCCAGGCUUCAGACGAAGAUUCUGAUUAGCUUUAUCAUUGUUCGAUCAGUGAAAAUUAACACAAGACGCUAGGCAUCAAAGACUAUGCGGACUGCUCAGUUGUCUUUUUAAGUAUGAAUGAACAGCUUUAUAAUGUCACAGCUUGUCACAUUUACAAGAUACAAAAAUUGUUCACGUUUUUAAAUAAUAAAAGUUUAUUUGCGAGACAGAUAAGAAUGUAAACCUAUUUUUGCAUGAAAUAAACGGAACUUGGCUGGCAGACUCCGCGGCACUGUGGUGCGUGCAGAAAAAAUAUUUUCAAUUCAGUCGGAGUUGCAACUUGAGAUCCUCGAUCAAAACAUCCUGUUUUCUUGUGUACAGUCUUCCGGAGUCCGAAGAUUUAAUAUUCCAACCGUUGGAGUUCACUUUGAUUAAAAUCCUUGUCCAUGCAUCAUUUGAAAUUCUAAUUUGAUUACAAGCUCUGAAAUGUCAAGGAAUAUAAACAACUACAAAAAGAGCAGCUCACAAAGUACAUUUGUGUCAUUCCGUGGCCUGUCAAAAUUCUCGAGUGUUCGAUCGCAAAGCGCGAGCUUUUUCUUGCGGGUAUAUCCCUGCAUUACCAAAAAUAUUGUAGCAAUAUUUAUUUGAUAUGAAAGUACGACAAUUUACCGGGUGAAUUUUCCACGACGAAUACAGUUUCCAUGUGUUGUUCUCAUCAAACGACUGCCGCGUUUCUACCACAGUUUUAGUUUAUGUUGAUUUUUUUUAAAACCCGGUCUCUUUGUUCAAGAAAAAAACACAAAGCCCGUCGCCACGGCAAGAAAAGUUUUCAAAGCCCGUUCGGUUUUUUCCCGACCCGGUCAUUCCCAUAAAUAAUGAACCGUCCCUUACUUGUAUAGUAAUACCUUAAUCUCUCAUGCCUUGGGCAUGAGAGAUUAAGGUAUUACUAUACAAGAUCCAAAACUUCAAUUUCACUCCAGCUGUCAAGUGAAGACCACUUUUUCUGAUGGAAACGGUAUUAAAAAAAGUCUGGAAAAAAAUACAGUUGAACCACCAUUAAGACCACUUAUUAAGUGGUCAGGGGAUGUUCCAUCCCCCCUCCUUCCCCCUAAAGAUUGUGGUAGCCUACAUGUAGCCGCACCCUUCCCGCGUGGUUUUUGAUAGGCUAAGAUGGUGGGUUUUUGAAUAGGAGGGUUCAAGUUUUUUUCUUCAAAGAAGCUGAUAAAUUUUGACCCUUCAGAUGAUGUUUUAAAAGGGCGCUGACAUAAAUUGAGGGUUCGGAUUGCAGCCAUCUUAAGCUAGGGGGGAGGGGGAGGGGGAGUGAGGAUAAAAAAUUUUCCAAUUGUGGACCCCUUAAUGUAACAUUUAGUUACAGACAUUGCUGUCUUAGUCUAAUUGUAAAGUUUAUGCCAUAGGAUAUUAUACUAUAGUAUUGUUUGUGCAAAAAAUGUUGGGAGAACCUCAUCACAACAUUUUGAGGAGAAUUUGCUUUUUUAUCACUGACAAUACUCUGAUAAUUUUUUUUCAGUAUUAGAGUUGUUUCUUUCAGUGUAAUAGUUAUUAAAAGAUAAAUAUCACUGUAAAUUAUAUUUCAGUAAGGCAAAUUAAAUAUAUAACAGGAUCAAUGAUUGACAGAAAAGAAAAUGCUUUGCUUAAAAUAAUUACCAUCAUACCUUAAUUGUAACAGGACUUAUCUGUUAAAAUUGCCAAUAUUAUUUUUACUUUAGACAAGGAAAUCAGGACUGCAAGUACAGAAGCUGAUAGAAAAUUGUCUGAAUUUGAAGUUGAAGUCAGGUAUUGCAUUAUACAUUAUAAAGUUAUAGUCUACUAUAUUUUGUACCAUACAAUUUAUUAUUAUUUGUUCACCUUUUGUCUGCUAAUGAAAUCAUAUCAGUGCAUAUUAUACCUCUGUGUGAUAAUGGUUUAAUUUAUUUUUUUUGUUUUGUUCUUGAUUUGUAUUUUCCCUCAUCUCUGUGUAUAGCAGUACAUUGCGCACUUAAACAAAUGGAAAAAAAGAAACUGAACAGAAACUGAACAGAACCUAUACACUGUACAAAAUUUAAUCAUAAGGAAAUUAUCUGACGUUGCAUUUAAUCUUCCCUCAUUUUCAGUAUGAGAAAGGAUGUGUUUGACAAUCUUGUGGCUUUCAAGGUAGGUUUUAUCAAAUGUUAUUAUUAGUUGUUUUGUGUUUUCUGACCAAAAUUUAGUCGUUCCCCGAUACAGCUGCUCUAUUUCAAACCAGUGACGCAAAGUCUCUAGAGGCUGACUAAACCACUCUUUUGCUGACUACUGAUCCAUGACUAGGGUUUUUUUUAACUGCUUACAGAUCAGAGGUACUAUCCCAUGUCAUUGGUCCUUUUUCUCAUACUACUAUUGUUAAAUUGAAAGUUUCACCCGGGAUGUCUCGAUGAUUCCAUGUCAUCAUUAUCAAAAAUUAUUCUUCCCACUACUUCUAUUGAAAAAGUAUAGGGACAGUAAAUGAGAAUCUCAAUUUUGAUCUUAGGGUUUAAAGGGUUAAUCAUGCAUGUACAUUGUAAGUUCAUGUACUGUUUUUAUCCAUAGGAGAGAAAUAUAGGGCCUCUGUCACCUGAGGCUUCUCGAGUUUUGGAGAGGUUAAUCAAACUGGGUAAAAGAAAUGGUAUGUACUGUGUAUCUCGCUGAAAUACUAUACAUCGAGUUUCUUAAUGUAAAUGUAUUAUCCAUAAGCUAGAAAAUUUAGAACUUUCAGUUUUGAAGACUGGAGAGUUGGAAAAUGAUUAGCAAUCAACCUGGCAUGUGCAUGUGUCAUUGAUUUGUUUUGUUGUAUCUGCCAGGUCUUCAUUUACCAGAAGAAGUUCAAAAAGAAAUCAAGGCAAUCAAAUCUCGUAUGAGCAGUCUGGAAAUUGAUUUUAACAAAAAUUUGAAUGAGGAGAACACUAUCUUAGAAUUUACCAAUGAAGAAUUAGGUAAGUUUCUCUGUGGGCAAAUAACAAUAAAUUGUACAUAUGUAUCAAGGGUUAAAAGUUAGAACUGCUUCAAAAAUGUAGUUAAUAUCAUGACAAUUCCAGUUUAACAUUGCCUCUCCGUGCUUGCUAGUGGUUGACUUGUAUCAAAUGGGUCAUUUUGCCUGCAAAAAUUCCUAGCAUUUUCCCUCGCCUCCCUUUUUGUAAGUGUUGGGUGUGGUAAGUAUUCCACCAACCAGGCCGUUCAGUGUGAAUGUUCAAUGCCUUUGGUGGUGGCUGUCUACUGUUGGUUGCUAUGGAUACCUCUUGCCCAUGCCUUGUUGCUCUCCAGCUCCUCCGACUUCAACUCCCAAACUCAUCUAUUUUUGUUGGGUUUAACAUUAUAUCCAGAGUAACUCUUGGCAUUUUCCCUUUGUUUUCUUUAUUUCUGGUCAUCAUUUCUUUUUGCCCUUUUGUUUUACAUUGUACAUGUAUUUACCCUUUUCGCUAUCACUAAUACUCAACCAUCAAACUCCAUUUAAUUUUUAACUUUUUAUUAUUCCUGUGUUUAGCUGGUAUGCAAGAGGAUUUUAUCAACAGUCUCGAAAAGGUACUGACAGUAAUAUUGUAGAUGUAUCUGAUACAAUCAUAUCACUUGUUAUCAAUUCAAAAAAAAUGGAAGUGGCCUGUGAUUCUUCAGCAUCUGCCAGAAAAUGAUGUUUACAAAGGUUGUUGUAAAAUGUCAUUAUCAUUUAUCUUGCUUGACUAUGAUAGGUCCUUUGCAGCUAGCCAUUCAUGUGGUACAAAACCACCAUACUGGAGAGCAAAAGUCACGCUGGGUCAAGACAAACAAAGAAAAUUACCAUUUAAAAUUAUGUAUGUCUUUUGUUUGUCUUGUCCCAGUGCAACUUUUGCUCUCCAGCGUUUUUUGCUUUAGAUGCAAAGGGCCUGGCAAUUUUGUGAAGCAUAUAACAAAUUAUUCAUUGGCUGAAUGUGAUUUUUUCUUUCAAAGGGCCUAAAUUUAUUAUGUUGGCUUUGAAGUGAAGCAUAUAACAAUUCAAUGGCUGAAUGUGAUUUUUCUUCUACCAUACUCCAGUGACUGACAUCUAUUUAUUGUUUUUAUUUAGACUGAUGCUGGCUUGAACAAAGUCACACUGAAGUAUCCUCACUACUUUCCCAUAACAAGAAAAGCAUCCAAUCCAAAAACCAGGCAAAGAAUAGAAUAUGCAUUCAACCGGAGGUAUGUAGUUUGUUAUGCUCUGUUGCUGUGCUUCAAACAACAGGGAUUUGCACUUUCCUUGUAAUUCCUGGGAAAUACUUGGAAAUAUACUAACACUGAUAAUGAUAAUGAUAUGAUAAUUAUAAUGAUAAUCAUUGCUUGUUGCUGCUUGAAUGAGAUUGUCUUUAUUGACUGACUUAGCCAAGCCUCUCUGUUCGACCAAGGCGUGUACAUGUAUUCCUCUCAUAGAUAGUGAACUAGCAUGGUUUAAACGGGCUCAGACAGACUUGUUUAUCAAGAUUUUUUUAUUCAUUUCUUUUCUAGGUGCAUUCAGGAAAACACUCCAAUUUUAGAAGAACUUGUAGAACUUAGAAAAAAGGUACAGUCUGCAGGCAUAAUAAUAAUAAUAAUAAUAAUAAUAAUAAUAUUAAAAUGAAAUUAUUAUGUAAUUUAUAUUAUUUUAAAAUACACACUCCAUGUUAUAUACCCUAGCUAGAAGUAUGCGACAAAUUGUUGCUUAUAUAAACAAUGAAAGGUGAAUGAAAUUUUGUUUACUACAUGUUAAUAAUGAAAUAUUUAAGUUGUUGCAAUCCAUUUUUUGUUCAAAGUUUCAAACUCAAAUCCCUUUUUUACCUUCCUGCCGGCUUUAUCUCUGUCAAUAUUUGUGUUGUCAUUUGCAGUGCGCAAAGAAACUUUAUUAAAUUUGUUUUCAAAAUUUUUUAAAACAUUAAUGGCUUUUGUACUAUUUUUAUGAUGUAGAUGGCAGAUUUACUUGGCUAUCCCACACAUGCAAGCUACAUCACUGAGGUAUUUCAGUACUCUUGUUGUACCGACGUGUACAAUAUUUAUCGAUUAAACAAGAACAAAUAGCUAUCAUUUGCUAAAUUCAAGAGGAAAAAAGAUAAAUUAAGGUAUAGGCAACCACAAGCCAAAGGCCCAAACGGCCGGAGCUUAUCCCGGUUUCCUUAGUAUGAAGCAUGACUAGGAGUAUUGCUACUCCCCCUGCCACUUGGACAGGAUGCUAGUCCAUUGCAGGGUUAGCACUAGUCCCCAUCAGCAUGUCACCGGUACCCAUUUAAAUACCUGGUAGAAGAGCAACAAAGUGGGGUAAAGCUCCUUGUCUAAGAAAACAACACAAUAGGUGAGGCUUGAAUCCCAGACCUUCAGGUCUGGAGUUUGACGUGUUACCUGUUCAGCCACACAUGCCUCCAAGAGAAAAGGAUAGAUGCUAAGCUGUUUGAGAUUCUCUCAUCAUUUCAAAUUGGAAAACCUUUGUACAGAACAAAAUUUGAAAACAGAAAAUAAAGUGAUAUAUGAAAGUUGUGUUCAUCUAUAAGAAUUAAUUUUACAUCUCAACAUUUUGAGUAAUGAGGGGGGUGGAACUGGCCACCUUUUUUUCUGAUUCUGUCACUGGGUAGAAUAUUAAUAUGCUUUUCCAUCUGUUUAUUUUAGUUGCGGAUGUCUAAAACAGCUGAGGCAGUUUCCAGUUUUCUGUCAGAGUUGUGCAGCAAGUUGAGACCCCUUGGGGAUGCAGAUUUGGCAGAAAUGCUAAGUUUGAAAGAAGCUGAGGUAUAUAUGCACAUGUUAACCCAAUUAAACCAUUCACUCUCAACAACGCCAUUGGGCAAAACUCAGCAAAAUUUGCAAAUUUUAUUUUCUUAAAAUGCUGAAAAGCAAAUAACCCCAUUUGGAAGUAUUCUUCAACAUGAGAAGAGAAAUUUCUUAUCUCCAAGUGGCCAUGUAAUGUUAUAUUAAAAAUACACACACUAAUGAACACAAAACCGUAUCACUUUAUUACAUAACCUUAACAGUGGUGAUUCUUUCACAUGUGAACUUAGCAUGUUAUUGUCGUGAGUCAAGUUAUCAUGUUUUCACACGAAAGCUCACCUGGUAAUUUAUUGGUUUUUAUAUAUUAACCCAUUCGCCCCUGAACCGCCCAUAACCGCCCGUGCGGAUCCAGGUCCUUUCUACCCUUUGUGACGUCAUCAGUUUCAACGGUCAAGGACAACUUUCUUCGCUAACUUGUGCAGAGUGAAGAGAUCUUUCAAACCAUACCAGAAUGAGCACAAUUCAGUCAAGGACGCCGGAGAAAGAAGCAAAAAACCACGUGACAAGGACCUGAAAAUCUCCAUGAAAAUCUUGUUCCAUUACCCACCUACCUUUCCUUUCACCUAAUCCUAAGAUCCUAAAAGCUUUCCUAAAAACUCUUCCCACCAAAAUGAAGCCUACUAAAUGCCCAGCAAGAGAAAAAAAAAUGAGGCAAGAAAAGCGAAAAAAGAAGGGAGGAGAGAAAGCGAAAAGUAAAAGUCAAGACUGCUGUGUCACUUUUAAACCCAAAAACUAUGUCGAAAUUUUGCUUUCUGCGCAUACCCGAACUUCGCAAGCUCAUAUUUUGCAUCUGGAUCAGAAGGCCGCCAAGUGUACGACCUGUAAACCGGUUUGUGGUAAGUUUUAGCUCUUUAUAGCACAACAGUGACCAGAAAACCACUCGACUAGCUUCAAAACACGUUUUUCGGCAAAAUCUCCAGGAGCGAAUGGGUUAAUAAAUUGUGAAUCUUCCAGGUACGACACUAGUGAGGUUAUUUUUAGCAUCCUCAUUCCCCAGUUCUCAUCUCUUUCCUUUUGUGGCUUUUUCUUGUAGUGCAAAGAGUUAGGGCAUGAAUAUGAUGGCAAAAUCAACUACUGGGAUAUGCGCUAUUACAUGACCAUGGUGGAAGAGAAAAAAUACGCAGUGGAUCAGAAUAAGCUGAAGGAGUAUUUCCCUCUACAUAUAGUUACCAAAGGUAUGUAUGGCUGAAGCAGCAUAGUUCCUAGAUUGUUGACAGUUUUUUUCUCUUGGGAUUGUGGAGAGUGUGGAGAGUGAUUGUUGGUUUCAUGUGGCGAAGAAAAUCUGGAGGAGUGCAGAGUGCCUGUGGAGGCCAGGAUGACAGGCGAUGUAGUUGUGGGAGGGGAAGGGGGGUAGACAAUUGAUAGUCUACCACAUUAUUUUAUGGUUGUUGUUGAGGUCAAUCCCCAAGCUCGAAACACCACAAAAACUCGGAAGGGUGAUAAACUUACAGGCUCAUUCCCUUAAGGUAGUUUGUACUUUUCCAGUUUCUGCUGCCUUUUCAACGCGCCAAUUGACAGUCUCACAGAAAAAUUAGAAAAAGAUGAAGAGUAGGACAGAGGUGGGGUGUGUCCUGUGCCACUCUGAACCCCUGUCUCCACAGAAGAUUUGGUGUUUUUCUCAAACUCCUGCAAUUUUUUAAAAAAUGCGCUCUAUUGAAUAUUUCUUCCUUUUUCCCCCAUAGGCCUACUGGAUAUCUAUCAGGUACUUUUUUUUUCUUGACUUUUGAAUUUUGUAUAACAUUUUAAAGAGAUUGUUAUUGUGUUCUCUUCUGCAUACAGCAACUUAUAUGUGCUUUAAAAUAAUUAUCGCAUUUUUUUGUGACGGAAGAAUCAUCGUUAUAAAAAAAAUAUUUUUCGUAGGAGCUAUUAGGUCUACGUUUUGAGGAAAUUCAAAACCCUCAUGUGUGGCACAAGGACAUUCAGAUGGUAAGUGCAAAUUUGUUUGAUAUUGAAGUAUAAAAAAAGAUAAACAGGACUGCUUCUUUAAUUUCUGCGCAAAAAAAGGGAUCUCUUCAAAACAUCACAAAAAAUGUGGAAGAGAGAAUAACGUAUUACUGAUGGCAUUCAAAAAAAAGGUGAAGGAAAGUAUAUGAAAUGCAACAUCAGGGAAAGUGGUUUAGGGGAAUUUUUUUGGUCUGGUAUGUGGCACAAUGAAUUUAUUUAGGGAAUGAAGAGGUUACAAAAGACGUCAAGAAGUAGAGAUUUGGGAUUAAGGGUGGCAAACGAUGCAGAUUUCUGCAGCUUGUCAAAGGGAGGGUUGCCAAAUGUAGGUAAACAUUUUUGGCCUGGUAUAAUAAAUUAUUGUUAUCAGUGCUUGAGGGUUUUAGAGUUUUGUUGACAAAUACCCUGUACAGAAAAGUAUAGCCUGUGUAGCAUGGCGGUUUUGCCGGACACAUAACUGAGUGGCACCCGCCCCAAUCUCCUCGCAGUUUCUCUGCCAUCACCCGCCUUUAUUACUUUGUGGCCCAACCAAAACCACCAUGCUACGCAGGCUAAGAAACAUAUAGAGAAUAAUCCUUCUGGGUUGUAAUACAUGUAUAUGAACUUACACUUUUACAAGCUUAUAGUCGUUUGGCUGAUUAAAGUCUUCUUUACUUAAUUUGUAGUUUAGUGUUAAAGAUGUGGCAUCUGGUGAUGUCAUAGGUUAUUUCUACCUCGAUCUGUUUCCGAGAGAAGGCAAAUUCGGUCAUGCAGCUUGCUUCGGAUUGCAGGUGAAUAGAAACACAUAUUGAUCAUUUCUUUGCAACUUAAAGUAAAGUAACAGUCAAGUCGGGAAAAAGUGAUAGCAACUCCAGAUCAAAAACUCAAAUAUUUCUAAUCUCAGACUGUGGGUGCAGUUUUAAAGAUGUAUAAAGUGACUGCAUAUUUUCUGACUCAUCCCAGUAGUCUCUAUUAGGAUAAUGCUCGUGACCAAAGGGAGCACAAGGGUUGAUAUCAGUCCUCGCUCUCCCCUGCGCUUCUCCUGUUUUUUAUCAUUAGGAAACUGCGAGAUGACUUGGGUGAGUCAGGUAUUCUGAAGUUUAGCGAGUGAUGUACUUUGGGUGCCAGAGACUUUUCAUGUCCGGUUGGCCAAAGAAUCCUGCCAGGCGAGAAAAAAGCCCAUGGUAAUCACGGGGUAUAAGAGAUUAAAUAACCCUCCACAAGGUUGUUGGCAAUGCAAUGCUGUCUGCUGCAAUUUGAACCCAAACCCAACCUGGGGAGCAAGAGUGGCAUAGUUACAUUUUUGUAGAAAAGGACUAACCAUUUUGUUAUUAUUAUUAUUAUCCUUAUUAUUUGUUUAGCCUGGAUGUUUGUUGGCUGAUGGAACAAGACAGGUAUGUCUGGAAAUCGUUUUUGUGACUUCAAAUAUGGACAACACAAGGGUAUCCAUAUGAAAGAGGUUUCACUGAGUGGAAGUUUUAGACGUGUUGUCCAUAUUGUAGCCGUAGAAAUGUAUAGACUUAACCCAUUCGCCCCUGAACCGCCCGUAACCGCCCGUGCAGAUCCAGGUCCUUUCUACCCAUUGUGACGUCAUCAGUUUUAACGGUCAAGGACAACUUUCUUCGCUAACUUGUGCAAAGUGAAGAGAUCUUUCAAACCUUACCAGAAUGAGCACAAUUCAGUCAAGGACACCGGAGAAAGAAGCAAAAAACCACGUGACAUUGACCUGAAAAUCUCCAUGAAAAUCUUGUUCCAUUACCCACCUACCUUUCCUUUCACCUAAUCCUAAGAUCCUAAAAGCUUUCCUAAAAACUCUUCCCACCAAAAUGAAGCCUACUAAAUGCCCAGCAAGAGAAAAAAAAAAUGAGGCAAGAAAAGCGAAAAAAGAAGGGAGGAGAGAAAGCGAAAAGUAAAAGUCAAGACUGCUGUGUCACUUUUAAAUCCAAAAACUCGAAAUUUUGCUUUCUGCGCAUGCCCGAACUUCGCAAGCUCAUAUUUUGCAUCUGGAUCAGAAGGCCGCGAAGUGUUCGACCUGUAAACCGGUUUGUGGUAAGUUUUAGCUCUUUAUAGCACGACAGUGACCAGAAAACCACUUGACUAGCUUCAAAACGCGUUUUUCGGCAAAAUCUGCAGGAGCAAAUGGGUUAAAGAACUGUCUAAAAGCGAGGUGUCUUUAUUAUAGAGGUCUCUACAAUGAAAGGUCCAAGUGUACCAGAAACAAACAUGAUGUGUAUCCAUACCGUAGUGUAAAAUUUCAGUUGUUCAAAGUCAGCCAAAGAAGGUCUUUUAUCAUGUACGUGCAUGGCAGAAUUGAACUGUAAAAACGGGGGUCUGUCUUGCUGGUUUUCUGCAGUUUCUUGAUUUGGAAAUGGGUUCAUUUGGGAGCAGCUGGUUUUCGACUAAACGCAUUAUAAUUUAUAGUGGUUCAAUGUACUUUCUUUGGUUGUUUUGUAGCUGUCUGUUGCUGCCAUGGUAGCUAACUUCACUAGAGCAACUGCCGACCACCCAUCGUUGCUGACCCACCAAGAGGUAGGUGCUCGUUAGUAUCGCUUGCCUUUAGUUACCGACGCCAAGCUUGUUACAGAUUUAAGCAUUAUGACUUGAACCUUGGCUGAACAAGUCCGUCGUCUUGCUAGACAAAAUACUUUGUGCCAUUUUCUCUUUAUCCAUCCUAGUCUUACCCCAUGUAAGCAAGUCCGGAUUCCAGAAUCUGGGAAAUAUUUGCUUGUGGAAUCCAGAAUUCCAAGUUCUCGGUUCCACUGACACAGAAUCCUGAAUCCACAGCGUGGAAUCCACAAUCCAAGACUGUCUUGGAUUACCUACAUGGAGCGACUAGUCCGCUGAAAAGGCAUUAUUUUUUCGUGGUUUUCAGGCGAGCAAAGGAAAACGUGAGGCGAUCAGUUUACUAACAUUACUUUUCAAAAGUUGACAUCGAUGUGCAUAUUUAUACAAACCAAGAGCCAUUUAUUUCAAACGAUGUUUAAUCGUGGUUAGAAAAAUGAAAAGUCAGCUCUUUCUGAUUUUGAAACGGUGGAUUACCUGAGUUUUUUGAGGAAUUUCUAAAAUUGCUCGGUUUGGUAAAAACAGUGAUAUAACAUCUGACCAUUUUUUACUUCUUAAUACUUUUUUUGUUGCUGUUUUAAAGGUGGAGACUUUCUUUCAUGAAUUUGGUCACGUGAUGCACCAGAUAUGUGCAAAAACGAAUUUUGCCUUGUUUAGGUAAGUGGUAUGUGUCUGUACUCAACAGUUGACGUUACGGUACAUACUAGUUACAUACUAGCUACUUUGUGCAGCAAAAAUUCGGUUUUUUGUGUUUAUGUGAUCUUCGCACGGUUUAAUCUUGACAAUGUUUCGUUGUUACAGUGGAACUCAUGUGGAAAGAGACUUUGUCGAAGCCCCUUCUCAAAUGUUGGAAAACUGGUGCUGGGAGAAAGAACCUCUUCAUCGCAUGUCAGCCCAUUACAAAGGUGCGAUAAUUCAGUGAGUCUGAAUACAACAUACAGAAGAGAGCAGAGUUUUCUUCUUACAGAGGAUUAUUUUCUUUUUGCACCAGAAUACAGUAAAAACCCGCAAGUAAGAACUUGUUUUUUAAGAACCUGUUGGGUUAAAAUUGGCCAGUUAGGACCUCUCUUUCACUGGGUAAGAACCUAUUUGGCCUAAUAUUUAAAACAGGUUCUUGUUUUAAAAAAAAAUUCUCUACACUUGGGCAAAUAAGAUAAGUCAACAUUCAGAAUCCUCUUUGGAGGUGCCCUAUCACUUAUUUAUAUGAGGAAGAAGCUGAAUUUUACUAAAUAAUAUUCUUGGCUACAUUGUAUUUUUUUCCAUUUGAAAAUGUGAACCUAUUUAAGAACCUAAAUAGACUCAAUUUGUGCUAAUUACCAUUUAUGUAAGAACCUGUUUAGGCUAACUUAGGAGAAUGCAGGUUCUUACUGGCUGUUUUUUACUGUAGUUGCCCUCGCUAUUAGUUUUAUAAAUGUCGUUAUAAUUUUUCUGUUGCAGAUUCUAGUGCUCUUACUGAUGAAAUGCUUGAGAAGCUCAUAGCGUCACGUAAUGCUAAUACGGGAGUUUUCAAUCUGCGACAAGUAAGAAAACAGUCCCUCGAUUUUAAUUUCUUUGUUGUUUUCAUGUCAGCUGGAAAGCCAAUCCUCUGCGUUCCCCUUUUUCACGCUCGGAAGUAAGUUCAUUGUACAGCGCAUGUCGCACAUUACCAAGCAGAAAGUACCGCUCAGUAGCUCUCACUUGAGUCGCUACACUUUUAUACUCUAAAAGUUAGAACCACCUGUUACAACGUAAUAAACAGUACCACAGGAAAGUACUGCUCAGUAGCUCUCAUUUGAUUGGCUAUAAAAACUACCUUGUACUGCAUAGUAAACAGUACCAUUGGAAAGUACAGCUCAGUAGCUUUCAUUUGAAUGGCUAUAAGAACCACCGUGUACAGCAUAAUAAACAGUACCACAGGAAAGUACUGCUCAGUGGAUUUUGUUUGAAUGGCAAUAAGAACACCUUCGUACAGCGUAAGAAACAGUACCACGGGAAAGUACUGCCCAGUAGCUUUCAUUUGAAUGGUUACACUUAGCGUUUUUUUAUUCACAGACACUGUAUUUACAACCAUCUUGUACAAAGUGAUAAACAGAAACAUUUUUUACAUCAUGAGAAACAGCACCACAGGAAAAUGCUACUCAGCAACUUAAUAGGUUUAAAAUGUAACUCUUCAGGCCCGAUUAAAUCAGUCUUAAGGGUUAGAACCAUCUUGAACAGAUAAGAACAACACUGUACGCAACUCAAAGCUUGCUCAUAACACGUUCCUCUCUGACUCAAAAACCUACUCCGCUUUCUUCCUCUGUAGAUUCUACUAGCGACAUUUGAUCAAACGAUUCAUACUCAAGCCAAGGUAAAGUUCUUCUUGUUUUGUCCUUUAUUCUUAGUAGGCUUCUUGAAAACCGGCCAUUUAACUCUUGUCUAGUGUAUCUGCAGCUGUACAUGAGCUUAGUCAUUAGGAACGCUAAUCAACUACAAAGGCGAGGGCCGCAAGGAAAACGUCACUUGAAAAAAAGAAAUAUUUUCCAUUUAUUUUUUUCUUGUAAGGCUGAAUAAUCGUAGGUGUGAAUUCGUAAGAAGAUUUUAAAAGUUUACAACAUCUUGCCCUUCUGACGAUGUGCUUUAAUUUGUAGAGAACGGCUGAGUAAUAUGCGAAUAUGAAGGCCCCAUUCACACCGGCAAAACAUUAAAUUAAGGGUGUGUUCCUUUCGGCGAAUCCAAAAACGGAUUUUUGAUCCUAGAUUUGCCAGAUUUCGCGGUCGAAAGGAACGCGAAAUCCGAAAUUGGAUUUGUAACCUUGGUAACCUUUCGCCAAAGCGUGUAGUAUGCACGACAUCCUCCCAAAAAAUGACGUGUUUUCUACUGUUUGACAAAUUAUGCGAUUAUACCGUGCAGAAUUUAGUGGUCGGCAGUUCGAAUAGCGACGAUGGAAAAUAUAAAACAGACAAAGAAAGAAGCGCAUUAAAAUUGAAAAUUAUCUAAAGAAUGUCGGCCAGUUUGAUCCAGUUCCAUAGCUCAGAUUUUUUUAUGUAGCACGAUCGAGUGCCUGUCGCGUCUACAAGCGAGUUUGUAAUUAGAUAGCAGUUCAUUUGUUACUUUUACUUAUUUCUGAUUUCAAGCCAUCUUUAGAGACAAGUGGUUAGUAUAUGGAUAUUUUAAUGUACCUGGAACAAUCUUCUAGUGUUUUCAGAUGUUUUGCGGCAAAUGACAGCAACGAGGAAACUCUACGACCUCUAUGGGAAUACUUCAACUGGAAAUACCGCUGGAUCAUCUGACUAAUUUCGGAUCCACUGUGAAUGGAACAGCGUAGAUCACUAAUCCGUUAAUCUGGAUUUGGAUUCUUCGGAUUUCAAAUCCAAUGAAUCCUUUUUCAAAAAGGAUUCACCAGAUCAAAAAUCCGGAUUUGGAUUUGCCGAAAGGAACGCGAAAUCCGUUCUUAGAUCUAAAAUCCGUUUUUGGAUUCACCGAAAGGAACGCACCCUAAAUCAACUUUUGUAAAAUUGAUAUCUGUGAUAAACACUGAAUUAUAAAAUGAGGUUUUUUGAUCGGGUUUAAGUAAGUUCUAGCCAUCGUGUUUUUGUGUUUCCUAACUACCUGGUCGACUCGCGAAUAACAGCAGACAGCUUUAUGAGGUAAACAAGUUUCGACCGUGACAAACGUAAAAGGUUCCAAACGUUUUUCAAGAUUUUGGUACUAAGUGGUUAUCAAUCCAGGGUGCAAAGAAAAUCGUUUUUACAGCUUGCCAUUCGGGCAAGCUGAAGCCGGCAUUUACUAGCCCAGACGUCAUUUCAACUAGCCUCAAAAACUUUUUGAGUAACAGAACAGUUUUCACAGUUUUUCUGUUAUUCGAAUUCCUCAAAAAACAUCACUUGCCCGUCGGGUAAGUUAAAAACAGAAUUCACUAGCCCGAUAGCAAAAUCCACUAGCCCCGGGCUAUCGGACACUACUUUCUUUGCACGCUGCAAUCCUUUUGUUUUUGUGCCUUGAUCUCGAUCCAAUUACUUCCUAUUUUACACCGUGAAUAGAACUGCGCUUUAAACUAGUUUAACCAGUCUAAUAAUUUUAUCAUCUUUUUCGUGUGAACAGGCUAACACUGCAGAGAUCUUUUCUAAGCUCUCAAGCGAAAUUCUUCGUAUCCCAUCCACUCCAGGUUGGUUAAUGCUCUUGAAUCGCAAGAGGCGUUAGUGCUUAACCCUUUAAAACCCAAUAUCCACAAACAAAUUCUCCAGAUCGAUCUUCAUACAUUACCUUAAAGAAGUGGUGGAGAGAAUUUGUUUGAAGAUCAAAGCAUUUUACCUCAGGUGAUGAUUUUGUUAAUUAAUAUACUCCAAUCUUAUAAUUAAAUAUUGGUAAAGUAAGGAGUAAAAUGUUGUUGAUCACUUGGGACUUAAAAUGGUUUAGAAGCUUAAAUAGUCUCGUAACUAUUUGUUUGUUUUUCAAUAUGCGGUAUUUGCUUUUGUUCUGGUCCGCGAUUCAAAAAAAGAAAUCUCAAUCAGUCUUGACACCUGCUCAGUUUUAGUUUGUUGUUGGGAAGGAUAUCAGAAUCGCUAAGAAUGACUGAAAAACGGCAAAAGGUUGUCCGGUUUAGAGAGGUGUCAGUUUGUUGUAAUAUUUUAGCCGGCGAGUAAUCUUGGAAUGCGAGCAUCAAGUCACACUUCUAAACAGGUUAAUAGUCUAGUUUCGAAUUAAAAAUUAUUGCUGAAGACAAACAUUAACGACACAUUCAUACAGGGUUAGCCUCGACGUAAAGUAAAAUAUUCAGAAACUCCGACGUAAGUAAGUGUUUGAAUAAAAUGAAUAUACAAAAUAGACAGAGUAAUAAACAGGUCUUUUUCUUGUUGAUAUUUGUGAAUAUACAUUGUAUGUCUUCAGAUGGAGGCUAAGGCUGUAAAAUAUGCGUCUUCAGUUCUUUAAUUCAGCGGUCAUAGCGAACUCGAAACUGAACUAUUAGUUCAACACCCGCGUCAACUUUUCACAGGCGUAGAGGGAAGAGUCAAGUCUCCUAGGUUCUCUAUUGUGAAGGCUGACUUGGCUUUGUGGAGAGUAUUGCAUUCAUCUCAAAUAACUGACGUACAAUUAAAUUUCCAGGAACCAACAUGCCAGCCUCAUUUGGUCAUCUCGCUGGAGGAUAUGAUGCACAAUACUACGGAUAUCUGGUAAGAUUAUUCACAGUACUACAGAUACCUGGUAAGAUUAUGCACAAUACUACGGAUAUCUGGAACGAUUAUCUGGGAAGAAUAUUUUCAAUUCCUGCUGUAUCUAGGAAAGCAAUGCCAUCUUCGUGAAGUUGAUUUCAGUUGGAGUGCGAAAAGUAUUUCAUGAUAGCUUAGGAUUUGCAUAACCAACUAAGACAUAUUUUGUUUCUGUCAAUUAAGGCGUGGGAUCCUAUCGAUUCUUUGGAACUUCUAAAUAUGACUUCAAAACGUCUUUUGCCGCAAUAAUUUUGACGACUUUCGAAUUGUUUGCUAACUGUUUCCUCUCUCUUAAAUGAUCGACAGAAAAAUGGGGCGGGGGGGGGUAGCAAGUAAUGAGGGUUCCAGACUUAAACCUCGAGAUCGACUGAUUAGGAACGCGAGUUUUCGACUUAUGUCUCGAGUUGAGUGGAUAGAAUUUUCAGUCAUUUUCAAAUGUGUUCUGUUUGACAGUGGAGUGAAGUGUUCUCGAUGGACAUGUUCCACACGCGGUUUAAAAAAGAAGGAAUAAUGAAUCCUAUAGUUGGACUGGACUACAGAAAGUUCAUCUUGCAGCCUGGCGGAACACUGGUGAGUUAAGAUCGGUUCUUCUACAACUUGAAGAUUAAAAAACACUCUGAAAACUAAUGGACAAAAAUUACGUAAUACCGACUUGAUGCUAGUAGGGCUGUUCGUUGAAACGGACUUUAACGGAUGAUCGAUAGCAACAUCGCGUAUAUCUGCACAGAAGGCGUAAAGGCCUGGCUUCAGUUGUUCAGAAGGAUGAGAACGCUCUCCACUGGUUAAAUCUCUAUCCAGUAGAUCCGGUGGAUAGCGCUAUCCACUGGUUAAAUCUCUAUCCAGUAGAUAGCACAAUUGGUGUCCCUAUUACUUAUCCGGUGGAUAGCGCUAUCCACUGGUUAAAUCUCUAUCCAGUGGAUAGCGUUUGAACCGUAACUUAUCCGGGGCUAUCCACUGGUUAAAUCUGUGGAAAACUCCGUAUUACUUAUCCGGUGGAUAGCGCUAUCCUCCCUAUCCAAUAGCGCAAAUCCGGUGGAAAAAAAAAUUCUAUCCAGCAGAUAGCGCAAUUGGUGUCCCUAUUACUUAUCCGGUGGAUAAAUCGCGGUCAAACGUGGUCCUCCUUAAAAAAAAUAGACGUGGUGGUGGCUCUAAAUCGCGGUCAAACGUGGUGCUUAUAACGUGGUGUGAAAAUACGUUUUUUGGGAGUUUAAAGGGGGAGGGGAAGGGGGAAUUCGGACGUGCGAGAUCACGGUGGGAGAAAGGAAACCCCCUCGUGCUCUCGCGUGUCCGCAUUCCCUCUUCCCUUUCUCCGUCCCUCCCCUUUUCUUCUGAAUCUCUUCUUUCUUUUUUAGGACGCCUCUGAAAUGCUCAAGAAUUUUCUUAGCCGAGAACCCAACCAGGAUGCCUUCCUUGCAAGCAAGGGACUAAAAAACUAGUCUUAUAGAAAGAAGUACAACCACUUCAUUACGAUUAAGUUGCAAUGCACUUCACAAAAGCGCUGGUCGCACAAGAUAAAGAUUGAAACAACGUAUAAUUUAUUAAUCUCUAAAGACUGCCUCCUUAGGCGUCUGCUCAGGUUCAAUACACGGGGCGUUGUGGAUCCCUACCCCCUCCCACCUCUACUCCCACCUUGUACCAUUCCCCCCCCGCCAAAAAGGGAAAGAAUGAUCGUAUUCUUGAUGCAAGAGUAGUCAGUGCCCCUAGGCAUUUAUAUUUAAGAAGGCAACAUUAUCCAAGGAAGGGAGGGGUUUGAACAACAAAAUAGGACUCAGCAGCAUGCAAAGGGCGAAGUGUCUUCCCCAAUAUUCUUCCCUCCUGAAUUUCCUUCUUUUGACGAGUUUUAGCAGCGUUGCACUUUCUAUAUGUUCAAACUACUUAACUUCUCCUAGCUCCUGUUAACUACUUAAUUCUUGCUUCUUGACUCAAGUAGGGAACGACAUCAUUCGACGGCUAAUUAAAAAAAUCGAAUGAACGGUUUCGACAUUCGUCAUUCGCUUUGGAAAGUUCUUUGAGCGGGUAACAACUCAAUGUCUCCGAUCUUGUCCCAUAUUCACCACUUUUCAAACGAGAAAGAAACUGGGACGAGUUAGUUAUCUGGGAUCGUUACUGGGGACGCGCCGGUCAGCUAUUGGUUAAUUUUUUCCCGCGUUCCUGGUCACAAUCCCAGAGGUCUUUGCGAAAGUCUUUCCCUCUAAUUUCUAACAAUCAUCGUGUUUGGCCUUCAUUUAUAAAAGGGGAGACCUACUACCCACUCUACGUCACCUUUGCACAGUUGCUUGCUCUAGUCCUAGUUGACAGUCAUCAAGGUCUUCUUCAAGACCCUGCAGAAGAGGCCGUGCCUUUCGUAGCCUGCAGUACAGGCGUAUUUUGGGCAGGCGAAAUAGGUGCUUGUUUAUGUUCAUAUUCUUGUAUCCGCCACCUUUGAUUUUAUGACAGAU
Molecule: messenger RNA, 20051 nt
Organism: Porites lobata
Lineage: Eukaryota; Metazoa; Cnidaria; Anthozoa; Scleractinia; Poritidae
Source: the annotation of a GenBank genome assembly